AUGCUCAAUAUGAAGACUUCUUUGUGCACACGUUGCAAGACUCAAGCUUUGUGCACACGUUGCACAUCUGGGAUCGCAAGUGAGGCUUGUAGCAUUGAGGUGUUAUGCAGAAUUCCUAGUAUUGCAAAGGAUUUGACCCAGCUAAAGAGGACCGGCGAGAACUUUAGCUUAUGGGAACGAGAGCUGAAAGUCAUGAUACGCAACCUUUCUGGGUCAUCAGACUACCUACAACACGAAUUCAACAAGUACGAUCCGAGGUUAAACCAAGCAGUUUUCAAUCUCAUAUUCUGGUCAAUUGACAAGGAACUUCAACACGCUAUUAACAUUGAUGGGUCUGCCGGAGAAGCCUUUCAAUUCUUGACUGAUCGAUUUCAAUCGGCCCCUUCGACUCAAUGUAUCAUGAAUCGGGUCGAUCUUCCCGAAGAAAUAUUAGACAACAUUGUAAACAUCAUUUACCUUUACUCUACCAAAGAGGACAGCACUAUGCGGAGAAGAAAAAAUGAGAGAAUAACAUGGGACGAAAAUCUGGGCCAGGAGGAAGGAGUAUCCAAUCAACUACCGCCUCUCACUACCUUUCAAAGCCUGGCAGUGGUCAAUCGAAAGUAUCAUAGGCUCUGUCUUCCUAGAAUGUGGCAGAAACUCUGGUUUCCGACUUCGUCGCCUGAACCCUUGUCGCGUUGGACAGAAGGCCUACUCUUGAACCACGGGAGGCUAGUCAAGACUUUCAAGUUUGAAUUAGAAGAUUUGUUGCUUAUCGACAAUGCCUUUGGAGGAGAGUUCAGAAGAAGUACUUACGAUAACCAAGUGAUACCCGAAACCUUAGAAGACUUGACGCUCUAUUUAAGAUGCGGGAUUGGACUGAUGAACAUUCAAAAGAUCUUCAAUGCCUGUCCUCGUCUAGAGUCGGUAUCAAUGGACAUUCGAGAGAAGUCAUAUCUCUCACAAUUGUCUUCUCCCAUGAAAUCCCGCUUGAUAGGUCUCUUUGGACUUAUCCCUCAACUUCAACAUUUGGAUCUGUGGAACCUUCACUGGGGCUUACAUCUUCCAGGCGAAUUUGUGAUUGAUGUUCUCAAAGAGCUACCGUCUCUUGUAGCAUUGGAACUCCGCCGCUUCCAAUUUGUUGAAAAAUCAUCAAUAGAAGAAUCUUUGGGAUGGAACCUGGCCCAGCUGCAGAACCUUCGCAAAUUACGUCUCGAAGAUGUCACUUGCAAAGAUCAAACUUGGAACUUGAACUCUUGGCCUCGACAGCUUACAUCGCUUGAAAUCUACUGUCGUCGCGGGUUAACACCUGUAAUGGUGCACAACCUCCUCAGCGGGUCUGCACCCUGUCUUACUAGACUCAGGUUACAGUUUGACUAUCGGCCAGAAGAAUCAGAUGUCGAUAUUCUGACUGACCUCCCCGCUCUUAAACAACUCAUUCUAGGGGUCCCAGGUUUCUCCCUUACAAGCUUUAAAGGCUGCAAGAAUAUCGAAUCGAUUGACUAUAAGCGUAUAAUGAACAGCGAUCGAUGGGACAUGGUGAAGCAUAUUUUGUGUACAUAUCCAUGGCCCAAACUCUCAGUUUUGAAUCUUUAUACAACAACAAUCGACAGUCCCAAUAAUUGGAGACGGCUAGAUAAGAAGGAUGUGGAUGAAAUAUGGGAUGCUUUCAACAUCAAACUCUUGAUCAGUACAAGCUGCUACUAG
Messenger RNA from Melampsora larici-populina 98AG31, 1686 nucleotides. RefSeq lists its product as uncharacterized. The record is from RefSeq and is a predicted model, not a curated record. Bases 1 to 1686 code for a protein of 561 amino acids. Lineage: Eukaryota; Fungi; Basidiomycota; Pucciniomycetes; Pucciniales; Melampsoraceae. The transcript is spliced from 2 exons.